Dermacentor silvarum is the source of this 4444-nucleotide messenger RNA. RefSeq lists its product as uncharacterized. Gene Ontology annotation, molecular function: RNA-directed RNA polymerase activity. The transcript has 17 exons. Gene Ontology annotation, biological process: siRNA processing. The record is from RefSeq and is a predicted model, not a curated record. NCBI's taxonomy places the organism in Eukaryota, Metazoa, Arthropoda, Arachnida, Ixodida, Ixodidae. Gene Ontology annotation, cellular component: nuclear RNA-directed RNA polymerase complex. The coding region runs from base 152 to 4411 and encodes 1419 amino acids.
CAGGGGUUCUCGGGAUGCGACGGACAGUUCGGGAGAACGCGCAGCGCGUGUGUCGCGCGCUCGCGUGAUAUCAUUCGAACGAUUUGAUGUGGUGCAUCUUCCUAGGCUGCUCUACCGUGCACUGAGCUGACGGCGACUGCGCAUCGAAAGUAUGCUCCCCACAUAUCACCAGCUGAAGCUUCAGCUAUGGUGGAUCCUGUCGGACCCCGGUGAAAGCCACGACAGAUACGUAAAGGAGUAUCGAGCCUUCUUCAGCGAGCAGGCCUCGCUGCUGGACGUAGACGCUACAUUUUCAUUCGGCGAGGUAUGCCGCAAGCAGAGCAGGAACCUUUACGAAGGUUUACGAAUUUACCAGGUGGAUUGUGCCAUAGAGUGGCCUGGCAUCACCUGGUUUGGCCCGUCCGCUAAACACCUACAGGUGGGUUGCGCAUGGUGCAAUGCCAGGCGUGACCAGGGGUCCAACAAAGCACUGUUCCAGUGGCUGGUGCCAAGCCUCCUCGAGGCCUUUCAGUUGGCCACUCACCCCGUGGACCGGAAUGUGCUAAUAAAUGAAAAGAACCACUUCGUCGAGCUCUACCUUCACCUCAAGAUACCGCCGAUGCUGAUGGGCGAAGUGGUGAGCGACAUUCCAGCAAGGCCCGGCAUCUCAGCAGCGGCAGCUCUGCUCUGCUGGGAGCGCUACCUUGCCAUCGGAUGCAACUGCAUCGGCGGUGCUGUGCGCACGGCCUCCCUCUGCGGAGGCCUCUUCCUAAAGCUGGUUGUACGGGACCACUCCCUGGCAAGGCGCGUGGUUGGGCGGCUCUCUCAUCGUUGUGCCCUUGGGACACUGAUCUGCUAUGCACCCAUUCGGACGUACUCGUCCAAAGAUGCGGCGUUCAAGUGGAGUCACGAGGUUCAGGUGGGUCGCGAAUGGUGCAAUGCUGGUCGUGACCAGGGGUCCAACAAAGCACUGUUCCAGUGGCUGGUGCCAAGCCUCCUCGAGGCCUUUCAGUUGGCCACUCACCCCGUGGACCGGAAUCAUGACCAGCGCAGCCUCCACAUCGACCUACACCUCAACCACCGUAGCGGGUGCGAAGAUCAUGUCGCAGAAUACCGAUUUGUCGUGCCCUAUCUCAACGUCUUGAAGGUGCUAAUAAAUGAAAAGAACCACUUCGUCGAGCUCUACCUUCACCUCAAGAUACCGCCGAUGCUGAUGGGCGAAGUGGUGAGCGACAUUCCAGCAAGGCCCGGCAUCUCAGCAGCGGCAGCUCUGCUCUGCUGGGAGCGCUACCUUGCCAUCGGAUGCAACUGCAUCAGCGGUGCUGUGCGCACGGCCUCCCUCUGCGGAGGCCUCUUCCUAAAGCUGGUUGUACGGGACCACUCCCUGGCAAGGCGCGUGGUUGGGCGGCUCUCUCAUCGUUGUGCCCUUGGGACACUGAUCUGCUACGCACCCAUUCGGACGUACUCGUCCAAAGAUGCGGCGUUCAAGUGGAGUCACGAGGUUCAGGUCCACUUCGAGAACAGGAUUCUGCGAAAGUUCAACAGCGAGUUCGCCAUCCGUGUGUCAUUCAGGGACGACAACCUGGACAAGCUGUCAUUCACACUGAAUCUACACUCGUCUCUGGAUGCUCUGCUGGACGCCGUUGUCGGAAGCUUCCUGCAUCAGGGAGUGUACGACGUGAUGAAGCUGACAGACUGUCCGUCGGCCACGCAAAUUCGGUAUGCCGGAUCCAAGGGCAUGCUUUGCAUCAACCACGCCCUGCCGUACAAGAAGCUGCUCUGCCUGCGGCCCAGCAUGCAGAAGUUCCCCUGCGCCAGCUCGGAGUACCUCGACGUGGUCAAAGUCUCCGCAUCUCGCUCUGUGACAUUUAACCAACCCCUGAUUAAGAUCCUGGAGCAGCUGGGAGUGCGGACAGACAGAUUUAUCCGUCUGCAAGAGAACAUACAAUUCACAGACGUCCUCGUCGAGCAGUCCAGUGCCGUUAACGUGCUAGCAGCGUGGUCGAAGCUGCCACUGCCGUACGAGGACCUGUCCAAGGCUGGCUUUCAGCUUGCGCUGGACCCCUUCUUUCGGUCGCUACUUCUAGCCGUGUACCGAAAUGCGGUUGCGGGCCUUCAGUACAAGACUCGCUUAGUGCUGCCCCUGGAUCGUGCCCGCAACAUGCUUGGAGUGGUUGACACUACAAGCAAGCUCCGGUAUGGCGAGGUGUUUGUACAGUUCACCGAGAUACGCAGACCACGUGUGCAGUACCAUGAACUACCUAAGCGGACUGUCAUCACGGGCACUGUCCUUGUCACCAAGUGCCCCUGCCUGCACCCGGGUGACGUGCGAAAGUUCACCGCCAUCGCUGUGCCAGAGCUGCACCACGUCAUUGACUGCAUCGUGUUUCCACACGGACCCAGGCCACACCCCGACGAAAUGGCUGGCUCCGACUUGGACGGGGACGAGUAUAUCGUCAUUUGGGAGAAGUGUCUGUUUUUCGUGGUACCAAAGAGACCUCCCAUGAACUUUUCAGACAGGAACCCUGAGCCGGACAACAAAGAAAUCGCGACUGAUGACAUAAUCGAGUUUUUCUGCAAUUACAUCAAGAACGACUCCAUCGGGAUCCUGUCGAACGCCCACCUGGCAUGGGCUGACCAGGAGCCGGGGGGAAUUCACUCGCCAAGGUGUCUUGCCAUUGCAGAGAAGAUCAGCAUCUGCGUCGACUUUGCCAAGAAUGGUCAGACAGCCUUCUUGCAGCGUGACAAACUCCCCCUGCUUUACCCAGACUUCAUGGAGAAAGGCAGCCACAAAACUACAUACCGGUCGGACUGGGCACUCAGGGUCCUGUACCGAACGUGCCGUUCCCUGGAAGCUUCCGUCGGCAGGCUCGGCCAUCGGCAUGUCGAUUCAGGCCUGUGCCAUGCACUCGCCGUGCCAGGGUGGGAGAACUACAGGGAAUCGGCAAUUCAAGCCCUCACAGAUCACAAUUCAAACAUUCGCCAAAUUCUGAGCCAGUAUGGAAUUGAGUCGGAAGGUGACGUGACGAAAUUUUUAACUGAGACAACACGCAACAUCUUCUAUACUGAUGUCCUAAAAGAAAUGCAUGACAACUGCAUCAGCGAUUCUAAAGAGCUGCGCAAACGGAAGCUUUGCAGAGCCUCUACCUGGUACACGGUGACGUACGAGCCCAAUGUGGAGAACACAUUCUUCAGUUUUCCUUGGUGCAUUGCCGAUGUCCUGGUAGAAAUUUUGCGCAGCUCAGAUGUGCAGGCCAGGGUGUGGUGCCCAAACAUCCUGCACUGGAAAAUUGACCAGCUCGUCACGAACAAUAGUGACUUUACAGAAGAUGACGAUCUGGAUGCAGGUUGCGAUUCAUUCAGGACUGCCUUCAGAAUCGUUGAGAAGUGGCUUAAAGAUGAAACACUUCUCGAUCAGCAUGAACCAGGCACUUCAACCAAGCCUGGGCUGUGUUCCAACCGCCUGCUGAACUUUUACACAGAGUUUCUGGGAAACAAAAAUCUUUCACCAGUGGGCAGGAUUGUAAUGAGGAGGCGGCAUGCAAUGAUGCUGUCGGUGGUAGGGGUACCGAACUUGACUGAAUCGACGGCUCAAGAGGCAAUGGAAGAAUGUGCGGAUCGAGAGGAACCCACCGAAAAGGCUGUUUCUCAAGCCUGGCAAAUAGUGGACGGUUUCUUGGAGCCUCUUUUGUUAGACGAUUCUGAAGAUGAGGCAAGUGAGCCCAGGACGGCAUACCAGAAUGGACACGUUGAUGAUCAGGAAGACUCGGAGGUCUCUCGUUCUUCGGUGUUUCCCCUGCAACAGGCUUCGGACACGAGCAACUCUGAACCAGACAUUUUUGAGGACCCCAGCGUCGGAACUCUGGUCGUCUCCUUCCUUCGGUGGUGUCUUGAGCAGCACCAGCUGACCCGAGAAAUGUGCCGUGUUGGUGCGUGCGCAGGCGGCGGCUACGAGUGCCAGACCCAUAGGUUGCCGAUGGUGGCGUUGCGGGCCUACAGAUCGUUGGUGGUGUCGCUGGACCCGUGCCACGUCUCUCUGCCUUGUGACCCUGCGUAUCACAAGCCGCACCACGAGGUUGUUGAGAGAGACCCCGUCCGGAUCCAGAUAGCCAAUCCGGUGAUGGAUCAGAUGCUGAAGGACAAGCUCCAUCUGGAUCUGUAUUCCUCCUUGCACCAGCCGUCACAGCAAGUCACGGAACGAAGAUCGCCUCACGGCGGCGGAACCCAUUCCCUGCAAAGCCCUGGGCAACGCGACCACCGCUGGACGACCCACUGUCGCCUCCAAGGAACCCUUAUUGGGGGUCGCCGCUACCACGUGGACUAUUGGAGGGUGUGGGCGCAAGCGGUGGGACCAGCGCGCAGUCGACGAAAGCCACCGAACCGCCUGCUGGAUGACCCGCUGUUGCCUCGAUGCAACCCUGCUCGGAAGUAACCCGUACUACGCCGGUCCCAUGGAGGCGGUUCA